This is a messenger RNA of Fimicolochytrium jonesii, 513 nucleotides long. Its product is annotated as P-loop containing nucleoside triphosphate hydrolase protein. NCBI's taxonomy places the organism in Eukaryota, Fungi, Chytridiomycota, Chytridiomycetes, Spizellomycetales, Powellomycetaceae. Gene Ontology annotation, cellular component: membrane. The record is from RefSeq and is a predicted model, not a curated record. The annotation marks the transcript as partial. Gene Ontology annotation, biological process: transmembrane transport. The transcript has 2 exons. Gene Ontology annotation, molecular function: ATP hydrolysis activity; ATPase-coupled transmembrane transporter activity; ATP binding.
UUCUCCCUGCAAGUCGAUCAGCUCCGAAUCCCCACCGGAUCGCUUACAAUCGUGGUGGGGCUUGUCGGCAGCGGCAAAUCCUGCCUCCUAGCAGGCCUUCUAGGGGGUAUGUCAACACGCAACAACGACAGCGACAACGAAGCGGAGGACCCGACUUUCAUCAAAGACAACACCGCCUACUGCUCGCAAGAGCCGUGGAUCCAAAGCGGAACAGUCCGCACCAACAUCCUGUUGUGGAAACCGUACGGCGAGCAACGGUAUGCGGACGCGAUACGUGUUUGUAGACUGGAGCAUGAUUUGAAGAUGUUUCAUGAGGGGGAUCGGACGGAGAUCGGGGAGAAGGGGAGUAACUUGUCUGGAGCGCAGAAGAUGCGCAUCGCGCUGGCUAGGGCGGUCUACAACGAUUCCGACGUGCUUCUUCUGGACGACCCGCUUGCUCCUCUCGAUGCGCACGUUGCCGCACACGUCUUUGACAAGUGUAUCACUGCCCUUCAAGACCAAGCCCCGGAGUGA